UUUAUUAUCAGUUUUAAAACAAACUUUUCCAAGAAAUCAUAAAAUUAUUUUGUGUUUGUUUUCAAUUUCUAUUUUCUCAACAAUCUUCCCAUUCCUCAUCAAUGGCGUCUCCUGAACCCCACCACUCCCCCUCUCUAAAAAUUCGUGUUUUCUCUUUUUAAACCACAAAUCCAAUAAAUUCCCAUUAAAAAGAAUCUCAUUCGAAGUGAAUUUCGUUACAAUUAAGAACCCUGAAUUUUGGUUAUCCUGGAUUAAAAAAGUGUGUAAAAUGAGAGGAAGAAGACAUGCGAUGAGCUGGAGAAAAGUGGCGCAGUCUGCACAAGGGUUAGCAGCGCAUGGUUUGCUAUUCACUUUCACCCUUUUGCUUGUUCUUAAGCUUGAUCACAUCACCUCCUGCUCUUGGUGGACUGUCUUUUUUCCCAUAUGGCUGUUUCAUGCUGUUGUUGCUCGUGGAAGGUUCUCCUUACCUGCCCCUUCUGUUCCAAAUGAUCGUCAUUGGGCACCUUGUCAUGCUGUUGUUGCCGCACCAUUAAUCAUUGCAUUUGAAUUGCUCCUAUGUGUAUAUCUCGAGAGCCUUUCUGUUAAUAGUGUUGCCGCUGUGAGCCUGAAGAUUGUUUUCUUUCCUUUGUUGGCUUUUGAAACAGUAAUUUUGAUUGACAAUUUCAGAAUGUGCAGAGCUUUAAUGCCCGGAGAUGAAGAAAGUUUGAGUGACGAAGCAAUAUGGGAGACACUUCCACAUUUCUGGGUUGCUAUCUCCAUGGUUUUUUUUCUUGCUGCAACACUGUUCACCGUCUUAAAACUAUCUGGUGACUUAGGUGCUCUAGGAUGGUGGGACUUAUUUAUCAAUUUUGGUAUUGCAGAGUGUUUUGCCUUUCUUGUUUGUACAAAAUGGUCCAAUCCAAUGAUACACAGGAAUUCAAGAACCAUGGAGAAUACUGCAUCUUCAAGCACUGUUGGCUAUCUUGAUUGGACUGGUGGGUUAGUUGUAUGCCAUGAAGAGGAUCAAAACCAGGAGAGCCUGUGUGGUUUGCCUGACAUUGGUGGCCAUAUUAUGAAAAUUCCAAUCAUUGCUUUCCAAGUCCUCCUUUGCAUGCACUUAGAGGGAACUCCUACUGGUGCUAAAAAUAUCUCUGUUCCAGUUCUUUUUUCACCUUUGUUCCUUUUGCAAGGUGUUGGAGUUUUAUUUUCUAUUUCAAGAUUGGUAGAAAAAAUCUUUCUCUUACUGCGUAGUGAUGCUGGACAAGGGUGGUAUUUUACCUUUUCUGCAAAACUUUAUGACUGCCUUGCAUUUAUGCACCAUGGUUCAAGGCUACUUGGCUGGUGGUCUAUUGACGAGGGAAGUCGGGAGGAACAAGCAAAACUUUUGCAUGAAGGGGCAUCUGGGUACAACACCUUCAGCAGUUAUCCACCUGAGAUUGUGAAGAAAAUGCCAAAGAAGGAUCUGGCUGAGGAGGUUUGGAGACUGCAGGCAGCUCUCGGCGAGCAGACUGAAAUAACCAAAUAUAGCCAACAAGAGUACGAUAGAUUACGACAUGACAAAGUUCUAUGUCAAAUAUGCUUUGAGAGAGAUAUUAGCAUUGUGCUGCUUCCCUGUAGGCAUCGGAUCCUGUGCAGUGUCUGCAGCCCAAAGUGCAAUAAAUGUCCAGUUUGCCGGGUCUCUGCUGACGACAGAUUAGCCGUAUAUGAUGUAUAGUUAUAGGUGAUACUAUUAUACUUGAUGGCCAUGUAAUGUCCGAAAAAAGAAAAACUUCCAUACUGGUUAGGUUCAAUUAGAGCAGCUCGGUGUUUUUCUUUUUUAAUCUUUCAUUGAUGUAAAUAUGACAGUAGCUUGGAUCACAUUGUUCUUGAGUGAUCUUAAUUAAAGCUCUUUUAAAGUUAAUGAUAAAUUCAUGGCUUUAGAAUUAA
Spinacia oleracea (spinach) is the source of this 1905-nucleotide messenger RNA. RefSeq lists its product as uncharacterized. NCBI's taxonomy places the organism in Eukaryota, Viridiplantae, Streptophyta, Magnoliopsida, Caryophyllales, Amaranthaceae. The transcript is spliced from 14 exons. The record is from RefSeq and is a predicted model, not a curated record. Bases 269 to 1693 code for a protein of 474 amino acids.